Cotesia glomerata is the source of this 1746-nucleotide messenger RNA. RefSeq names its product iduronate 2-sulfatase (gene Ids). Gene Ontology annotation, molecular function: iduronate-2-sulfatase activity. NCBI's taxonomy places the organism in Eukaryota, Metazoa, Arthropoda, Insecta, Hymenoptera, Braconidae. The transcript is spliced from 4 exons. The coding region runs from base 94 to 1632 and encodes 512 amino acids. The record is from RefSeq and is a predicted model, not a curated record.
ACAUCAAUAAAGUCAAUCAAUUGUUGUAAAUAAAAAGUGAUUAAUAAUCACUGUGUUUACAUAGACUUAAUAAUUUACUGCACAGAAUAAAACAUGGUGUACAAGUGGGUUGUAUUUUUUAUAUUAUUAUUAAAAAGUAACGCUAAGAAUAUUAAAAAAAACAAUGUAUUGUUAAUUUUGGUUGAUGAUUUGCGUCCUGCAUUGGGUUGUUAUGGAGAUUUAAAUGCUUACACACCAAAUAUUGAUAAAUUAGCUGAAAAAAGUGUUGUAUUUACUCGAGCUUAUGCACAGCAAGCGCUGUGUGCUCCAAGCAGAAAUUCACUUUUGACAAGCCGACGACCUGACACUCUUCAUCUUUAUGAUUUCUACAGUUACUGGAGAAAUAAAAAUAAUUACACAACUCUUCCGCAGUAUUUAAAAAAAAAUGGAUACGCAACUAAAUCUAUUGGAAAAAUAUUCCAUCCAGGUAUUAGCUCGAAUUAUUCCGAUGACAGUCCUUACUCCUGGACAGAUGUUCCUUUUCAUCCAUUUACUGAUAAAUAUAAAAAUACUCCAGUUUGUUUUAAUAAUCAUGGCAGUGAAUUAGCCCGCAAUCUUGUAUGUCCAGUAAAUGUUACAUCAAUGCCUCGUUCUACUCUUCCAGAUUUAGAAAAUCUAAACGCUGCAAAAGAAUAUCUGUCAAACUAUUCUAAAUUAAAGCCAUUUUUUUUAGCUGUCGGGUUUGAAAAACCCCACAUUCCGUUUAAGUACCCCCAAGAAUAUUUAAAAUUUCACCCACUCAGUAAAUUUAAAUUAAAAAAUUAUUACUGGCCGGAAAACAUCACCAGCCUUGCUUACAAUCCAUGGAUUGAUUUGCGACAACGGGAUGACAUAAAUAAUCUAGAUUUAAAAUUUCCCUGGGAAAAAAUUCCUGAAAAUUUUGCUGCUAAAAUAAUCCAGUCUUAUUACGCAGCAGUGUCUUACAUUGACAGUUUAGUGGGUGAAUUAUUAAAAAAAUUAAUUGAUUUAAAACUUGAUAAAAGUACAACGGUGAUACUGACGUCUGAUCACGGGUGGUCACUGGGCGAGCACAGUCUCUGGGCAAAGUACAGUAAUUUUGACGUCGCUGUUCGAGUUCCUUUGAUUGUUUCAAUUCCGAAAAAAACUAAAUCUAAAGUUUAUGUUAAAUCAAUUGUUGAACUGGUGGAUUUAUUCCCGACAAUUGCUGAACUUGUAAAAUUACCAAUUGACGUUUGUGGUAAAGUUUAUUCAACUACAUGCAGCGAGGGGAUAAGUUUUCUUCCAGUUAUUUCAGCUUAUAAAAAUAAAGUAAUAAUUAGAUGGAAAAAAGCAGCAUUCAGUCAAUAUCCACGACCAGGAUUGACCCCAACAUGGAAACCAAACAGUGAUGAGCCAAGGUUAAAUAACAUAAAAAUAAUGGGGUAUACAUUACGUACUGCGAGAUAUCGAUACACUGCCUGGAUACCUUUUAAUUAUACCUCUAAUUGGGACAGUAUUAUCAGUCAAGAGUUGUAUGAUCAUAAAAAUGAUCCCGAUGAAAUGAUAAAUCAACAAUCAAAUAAUAAUUAUUUAAAAAUAAAAACUAGAUUAUUUAAAUUAUUAAAAUCAGGAUGGAGAAAAGCAUUACCUUGAAUAUUUUAUCGAUUAUAGCAAAUUUUUAUUUUUAACGAACAAAUAUGUUUAUAAUUAUUAAUAAAUAUGAAAUAAUUACUUCAUUUUGACAAAACAACAAUAAAAAAAUUUUUU